Messenger RNA from Solenopsis invicta (red fire ant), 1532 nucleotides. It is a transcript of the gene Rpt3, whose product is annotated as 26S proteasome regulatory subunit 6B. Gene Ontology annotation, molecular function: ATP binding; ATP hydrolysis activity; proteasome-activating activity. The transcript has 6 exons. NCBI's taxonomy places the organism in Eukaryota, Metazoa, Arthropoda, Insecta, Hymenoptera, Formicidae. Bases 166 to 1413 code for a protein of 415 amino acids. Gene Ontology annotation, biological process: proteasome-mediated ubiquitin-dependent protein catabolic process. Gene Ontology annotation, cellular component: proteasome regulatory particle, base subcomplex. The record is from RefSeq and is a predicted model, not a curated record.
UUCUACUAUGAGGUUAGGUAUUCGACAUAAUGCUCAAAAAUCUGAAGUCAUUCAGUACUGUUUAGCAGCAUAUAGCAGUUCAGUGCAAUUGAGAACCAUUUGAUACGGAUUGUUUGAAUCGACGUUUGGUAAUUCGUUUAACUCGUACAGUUUUCUCAGGUUACGAUGGAAGAACUAGGCAUUAUUUUACCCGAUAAGGAUGUAAGUGAAAUUGAUUGUAAACCAGCUGCUGGUCAUUAUACAGGAGCUGGAGAUGAGUUGGACGUUGAAGAUCUUUACACUAAAUAUAAGAAGCUGCAAAGAAUGCUGGAAUUUCUUGAGGUACAAGAAGAAUAUAUCAAAGAUGAACAACGUAACCUGAAGAAAGAAUAUUUGCAUGCGCAAGAAGAAGUUAAACGUAUCCAGAGUGUACCUUUGGUUAUUGGACAAUUUUUAGAAGCUGUUGAUCAAAAUACUGGUAUAGUGGGUUCUACAACAGGCUCAAAUUAUUACGUACGAAUUUUAUCUACUAUAGACAGAGAACUGUUGAAGCCUUCCGCUAGUGUAGCGCUACACAAGCAUAGUAAUGCUUUAGUGGAUGUAUUGCCACCGGAAGCUGACUCUAGCAUUUCCAUGUUACAAGCAGAUGAGAAACCAGAUAUUCAGUACAGUGAUAUAGGUGGAAUGGACAUGCAGAAGCAAGAGAUCAGAGAAGCAGUGGAGUUACCUCUCACUCAUUUCGAAUUGUACAAACAGAUUGGUAUCGAUCCACCACGAGGUGUACUUAUGUACGGACCACCUGGCUGUGGAAAAACUAUGUUAGCAAAAGCUGUCGCCAGACAUACCACUGCUGCCUUCAUUCGCGUAGUGGGUUCGGAAUUUGUGCAAAAAUAUUUGGGUGAAGGACCGAGAAUGGUUCGAGACGUGUUUCGUUUGGCGAAAGAAAAUUCACCGGCUAUAAUAUUCGUCGAUGAGAUAGAUGCUAUCGCUACAAAAAGAUUCGACGCUCAAACUGGAGCAGAUCGUGAGGUGCAACGUAUUCUCUUGGAAUUACUCAAUCAGAUGGAUGGUUUUGAUCAGACGACUAAUGUCAAAGUUAUCAUGGCGACAAAUAGAGCGGAUACGUUGGACCCUGCGUUGCUUCGUCCUGGUAGAUUGGAUCGUAAGAUUGAAUUUCCAUUACCCGAUCGUCGACAGAAGCGCUUAAUUUUCUCCACAAUUACCGCGAAAAUGAACUUGAGCGAAGAAGUGGAUCUUGAGGAUUAUGUAGCACGUCCAGAUAGAAUUUCUGGCGCUGAUAUUAAUGCUAUCUGUCAAGAGGCAGGAAUGCACGCGGUCCGUGAAAAUCGUUACAUUGUUUUAGCAAAAGAUUUUGAAAAAGGUUAUAAAAAUAAUAUUAAGAAAGAUGAAUCUGAACAUGAAUUCUACAAGUAAACCGUACGAUAUACCGUUUGUCGCCUAUAUCUUACAUACAUAUAUAACUAACGUACGUAUAAUAUAUAGACGUGUUAUAAGAUUAAAAUGAUGAAUACAAUUGCUGUGUCUUUUAUUAA